Molecule: messenger RNA, 3713 nt
Organism: Zootoca vivipara (common lizard)
Lineage: Eukaryota; Metazoa; Chordata; Lepidosauria; Squamata; Lacertidae
Source: RefSeq, a predicted model, not a curated record
UGGUCCCGUGCGCUCCAGGCCCCGCGGCUAUGGCUGACGCUGCGCGCUACAGCGCUCUUUGCAGGGCAGCGUUGAGUCUAGAGUACCUGUAUACAAACUCCACAACACACGACUUUUUAUUUGGAGCCAUCGCUGAACUGAUUGACAAUUCCAGAGAUGCGGAUGCCACCAGACUUGACAUAUAUACAGUGAAUAAUGAGAACCUGCAAGGAGGAUUUAUGCUGUGCCUUUUGGAUGAUGGAUGCGGCAUGACUCCUCGGAAAACUGUGGAUCUUGUGCACUUCGGAAGAUCCUCUAAGCGGGAUAAGCCUGACAUGAUUGGAUGCUAUGGCAACGGGCUUAAAUCAGGGUCCAUGCGCAUAGGGAAAGACUUAAUAUUAUUCACCAAGGAAGAGAAUACAAUGACAAGCCUCCUUUUGUCUCAGACGUUUUGUGAAACAGAAGGUCUCAGUGAGGUUAUAGUCCCAAUUCUUUCAUGGUCAAGUCAUACAAGAGAGCCAAUAAUAGACAGUCCAGAGACAUUUGCUACACAGUUGUCCAUAAUUUACAAAUAUUCACCUUUUAAGAAUAAUGCUGAAGUGAUGAAGCAGUUUGAUGCCAUUUAUGGAAAAACAGGAACCUUGCUGGUAAUAUACAAUCUGAAACUCACACUCAAUUUUGAGCCAGAACUUGAUAUCCUAACAGAUGUAGAGGAUAUGUUGCUUGCUGUGUCACCUGAGAACCUUCCAGAACGACAGUCGCUGAGAGCCUACACAGCUGUAUUGUACUUAGAGCCACGAAUGAAGAUAUUCAUUCAAACCAAGGAAGUAGAAACCAAGCGUUUGCCUCAUUGCUUUUACAGACCCAGGAUGUAUCCAUACAUAUCAUCUUCAUUCAAACAUGCUGCUAGAAAUGAGCUGGAAAAGGCAGAAAUGGAUGUGAAGGCUGCUGAAGGUGCUGUGAGAGAAGCCAAGAGCAAGCUACAGCAGUCACAGGACUCCCUCUUCCAGGAAAAACUUGAGCUUGCAUUAAUGGAUGCAAUGGAGAAUGAAAAGGAAAUGAGGGAAACAGUGAAAGACAAGCAGAGAAAUCUGAAAAAACCAAAAAAGCUCUUCUUAACAUUUGGAGUCAACAUUCUGAACAGAAGUCAAUAUGGCAUGCUUAUCUACAGCAAUAAACGCUUGAUCAAGAUGUUUGAGAAAGUGGGACCACAGAAGAAUAGAGGAUCUUAUUUUGCUUCCGGAGCUGUAGGGAUCGUGGAUGUGCCAUGCGAAGUCAUGGAGCCAACGCACAACAAGCAGGCCUUUGUAAACACUAGGGAAUAUAACCACUUGUUGAAGGCAAUGGAAAACUGUCUUAUUCAGUAUUGGAAAGACAUAGGAUUAAGUCAAAAAGAAGAAGCCUUGUUCUGGAACGAUUUUGGGUAUCUGAGUAACAAGUGGUCUGAAAAACCUUCAGAGAGCAUCCAGUACAAGAGAAGGCGGGCUGUGGAAAUCCCUGACAUUGUUCAGUGUGAUAUUUGCCUCAAAUGGAGACUCCUGUCAUUUGACACCGAUAUAAACCACGGAGGGCAUCACAGCAUCUGGAACUGCAGACAGAAUCCUAACCCUCUCGAAAAUAAGUGUGAUGUACCAGAAUGUUUGCCCCCCAUCCCUUUGGGCACCUUCAACCCAACUAAGUCACAUGACAAACAAAAGCUUGUCGUAGAAGCCAUUCGGCAACGUAAAUGGAGGCUGGAAAAUCUGGAACAGAAACUUCACUUGAUAGAACCCCAUACAAUUGCCCAGCCUACAGCCGACAGCAAAACUCGUAAGGAUAAGAUGCUGUGCGAGAGAAAAGCUUUUCAUAAAGAUCCACAUCCAGCCUGCAGACGUUUGAUUAAGAGUAGUACAAAUAAAAGACGCACACAGCACUCGAGCCAUCAAAAGGAGCCACCUGCAAAGCAAAUGACUUCGCCUCAAAGGAGACAGCAUCCUUGUCAGGAAGAAAAAUGUUCCCUUUCAGCGGAGGAAGAGAGGAAGGAUCACGAUAUGGCAGAGGUACAGGCAUAUGGCAGCAUGUCCCUUUCAGCGGAGGAAGAGAGCAAGGAUCACGAUAUAUCAGAGGUACAGGAAUAUGGCAGCAUGUCCCUUUCAGCGGAGGAAGAGAGCAAGGAUCACGAUAUAUCAGACGUACAGGCAUAUGACAGAAUGUCCCUUUCAACAGAGAAAGAGAGCAAGGAUCACGAUAUAUCAGAGGUGUCACCUAUUGAAAUACAAGAUGAAAAGCCAUGUAAUGAAAAGCUUGAGUUCAGCAAAACUGAAGCAGAUAGCAAGCGAGAAAUCAUUUGUAUUAUAAUAUCUGACAGUGACACCGAAGUUAUGCCAGAAGAUGAAGACGUUGUUUUCAUGCACAAAGAGGAAAAACAGGAAGAGUGCAAUGAAAAGGGAGGCAGUGCAUUCAGCCCAAAUAGUUGUUUUGAUUUUGAGAAAAAACAUUUGCCACCAGUGGACUUGGAAAGCAUGCCAGGAAUUGAGUAUGCAAAGCCUGUGUUCUACCCCACAGCUAUGGUUCCUUCCCUGUUUGGGAGGAGGGGUAUGGUCCUUGAACUGAUCUUUGUGGUAUGUCUGUUCAGUGGCUCCAUGGAGACUUCAGAAGACGACAGCAAAGAGCAAGCUCUUGUUGCUGAGCAGGAGUCUAAUGAUGCAGUUUCGCACACAUGUGGAGAUCCCCAGAGCAUUUCUGAAAACAAAAUGGUAGAAACAUUGACAGCUCGCAUCAAAGAGAUCCUGCUUUAUUUUUUACCCAAAUGCAAUCUUUCAAGAGAACAUCUUUCUUCUAUGACCCCUGAAGACAUUUUAUCUAUGUUCAAGCUGCACUGGGAUUCUGAGCGGAAUAACACUGUGCCUGUGGACCUGAAUCAGUAUAUUUCGCAAUAUGAAGAUCAUCUUUCAGAAAAACUCCAGUCUAUAAAGCAGCAUGGGCUUCUAGCCAAAUGUGCCGCCGAAAAAAAGAUUAGUCUGUGCAGGACGCAAAUAAAAGUGGCAGAAGAACGAAUUAAGCAUCUGCAGGAGAAAGUAGCACAAUUUCUAAUGAGCAUCCAUCCACAUCUUCAAAUAGAUAACCAGGAUGACAUUGGCAACAUCCUAGAAAAGGUUCUGAAGUAAGACAGACUUAAGAGCAUUGGUCCCUGUGAAUAGUUAACUCCACAAAAUUAAGCUGAACUUUCUUUGUUCCAUGAAGAAAUUGGGAAAGGUCUUAGCACUUGAUAAUGUAUGGCCAAAAAUAUAAACAGACAGCAAACAAGCCACACAGGACACAGUCUUCAUUGAAAAUAUUACAGCAGAGCUUGCAGAGGAAAGGAUAUGAAUGGUGUCAUCCUAAGUAUGGUUUGUUCUUUGCCUACGAUAUUUUGGUGAUGUUGCAUCCAGCCCUACUUGCACUGCUGCUGUGUAGCUUCUCUUCAUUUCAGCGGAACACUCCACGCGAAUGUGUGGACAUGGUUCAGCCAAAUGGGUCCUUGUGAAUAUUAUGUAGUUGGGGGGAAACCCCCUGAAACAUUUGUUGUUGCUUUAAAAGUUAUUUCUGUUCGUUUGUUUGUUUGUUUGUUUGGAAAAAAUAACCUCACUAAACAUAAUAUGUUAACUUGUAUCAAUGUAAAUAGUGGGCAUUUUGGGGGGUUUGUUCCCCCCAAAAAAACACGGAUUAAAGCUUUUCAUUUCAACGUAUUCAUGAUACAAAUCACCUUGCAUAAU